CUCCCCCUCCCGGAUGCAGGACUGGCUGCCACUGUGGGGAGGGGUGACCCGUGCCACGUGCUCCCAGGACACUGGCUAGGGGGCCAUAAAGGACACCUUGAGAGAAGCCGGCACAGACUUGUUCAGACUCCCAGUGGCCCGCCGAGGUCGUAAGCAUAGAGCUCUGGAGAUGAAGACCCUGCUCCUGGGUGUCAUGCUCGGCCUGGCCGCUGCCUUGACCUUCGCCCUGGAGGAGGAGGAUAUCACAGGGACAUGGUAUGUGAAGGCCGUGGUGACCGAUAAGGACCUUCCGGAGGAGAAGAGGCCCAGGAAGGUGUCCCCAGUGACGGUGACAGCCCUGGACCGUGGGGACUUGGAAGCCACAUUCACCUUCAUGAGGAAUGAUCGGUGCUUCCAGAAGAAAAUCCUGAUGCGGAAAACGGAGGAGCCUGGCAAAUUCAGCACCUAUGGGGGCAGGAAGCUCAUAUACCUGCAGGAGCUGCCCGGGACGGACCACUGCGUCUUUUACUGCAAAGACCAGCGCCAUGGGGGUCUGUUCCGCAUGGGAGAGCUCAUUGCAUCUGCUGCCUGCAGGGCCAGGCCGCUGUCCCCACCUCAGCUGACCUGGUCACCUCACCUGCAGGUCGGAAUCCUGACACCAACCUGGAGGCCCUGGAAGAAUUUAAGAAACUCGUGCAGCGCAAGGGACUCUCAGAGGGGAAUAUUUUCACGCCCCUACAGAUGGGAAGCUGCGUUCCCGAACACUAGGUGGUCCCCGGGUCUGCACCUCCAGAGUCCACCCUGCUGCCAGACAUGGAGCCCGGGCCGCCUGGACCCACCCUCCAGCCAUGAGCCUUCCCUGACCCACCCGCCUGACGCCAAAUAAAGAGCUUCUCCCU
This is a messenger RNA of Cebus imitator (Panamanian white-faced capuchin), 878 nucleotides long. RefSeq names its product odorant binding protein 2A (gene OBP2A). The transcript has 7 exons. Bases 170 to 865 code for a protein of 231 amino acids. Gene Ontology annotation, molecular function: small molecule binding. NCBI's taxonomy places the organism in Eukaryota, Metazoa, Chordata, Mammalia, Primates, Cebidae. The record is from RefSeq and is a predicted model, not a curated record.